Messenger RNA from Ascochyta rabiei, 1572 nucleotides. RefSeq lists its product as uncharacterized. Bases 1 to 1572 code for a protein of 523 amino acids. The record is from RefSeq and is a predicted model, not a curated record. The transcript has 2 exons. Lineage: Eukaryota; Fungi; Ascomycota; Dothideomycetes; Pleosporales; Didymellaceae.
AUGGCCGAUGAGGCAACCAAGAAUGUUACGCAACUUGCUGAUCAGCUCGCCGAGGGCUUCACGGCGUUGAGUGGAGAGUACCAGGCUCUCUUCGAUCAGCAGAAACAGCUGGAGUGCAAGCUAUCCUGGGCCAAGCAGCAGUAUCUCGACCUUCUGAAGCGCUUCACGCCGAGCACCCUCUCGCAGGAUCAUAUUGCCUUCCUUCAGGACCUCGAGCGUGUAGCUGAGGAGCAGCCUCGGGCGCGGUUGAACGUGGUGGAUCUGUUGGCUCAGGGCGAUGACGUGGAGCGAAAGAGUCGGGCUGUAGUUAUUAGACAGGCUGAGGUCGCUGCGGCUGCCCUGCGUGCUCCCACCGAGGAUGCUGGUGUCAGAAUCUGGAGCGGCCCUCAAGCGGACCCACAAACAAUAUCAUCGAAUACUCAAACGAGCAGUGUCACAUCGCCCAUGGAGAAAGACUUCACAGCACUUGGAACACCCAGUAAGCUUGGGUGUCCAUUCGCAUCGGGAGCUGGGAGAGGCAGUUCGCUCGCUACCCCGCGCAGCUCUACUUCAAGGCUGAGCUCGCGAGGCAGAAGGUCAAAACGACCAUCAUUCACCGACCCUAUUCGCGCUGAAAUCUGCGGAAACAACCCGUCUUCACCCUCUGUUUCCGUCGAGGGUUCUGCCGUCGUAUGCCCCAUCCGAUUCCUUGACCAGCAUGAUCCUGAGGAAGUUGCAAAGUAUUUUGAGAAGCACAAGCACGAGCUGCCGAGGAGUCACGAAGUCUGCAUCACUCGCUUCCAGAGUAAUCAAGAAAGCAUCGACCAGCUGGACCGCAAAUAUGGCAAUAUCGUCAACAUGAUACAAGGGUUGGGUCAGAAGCACCAAGCUUGGCUGCCGGAAGAGCCGGAAGACGCGAUCGAGGAAGAGCCAGAUCAUGAAGGCAACCCGGGUAUCAAAGCGGAUGCCAAGGUCACAAAGUGGGCGAAGGCUGUCUCGGACAGUCUGCAGGGUGUUGCGUCACCACCAGAAGACAUACCGCAAGAGCCGGCUGCAGAGGAGGACAGGACGAGCCACUUCGAUCGGCCACUCAAGGAUGUCAGAGUGGGCGAGUCACCAAGUCGGCCAUGGGGCAUCUCGAUACCCGCCAAGUACACGAACGCCGAAAGCUCGUCCUCGGUCGGCUCUGCUGCCACUGCCUCUCCACCAGUGCCGCUCAAGACUGAUCGCGAGAUUGGUGAGACGCCGCAAAAACCGACUGGCAAGUGUCCGUUCGACCAUGAGGCGCUUGCAAGAAUGCGUGGACAGGGUGCACCACAGGCCGUGCCAACUUUGCCUACGAUGCCUACGGUGGCGACUGCGCCCACGCAGCCAGGACCUAGCACAUACCGAUCACCAAGUCCAAAGCCAGAGCCUACUGUCAAGCCAGAGCCUGUGCCACAGGCUUCUCCAUCACCGCCAAGAGAACAGGAAUCUCCCAAGGUCGUUCCUCAGAUGGUCUUCAAUGGUCCAGUCUUUCUUGGAUACCCCCCAGAGCAGCUCAUCGCCCUGUUGCAGAACAGCAAUCUUGGGAGUGCAUUUCGAGGAUCCUAG